GAUGACUGUGACACAGGAGGAGAUGAGGGGACACUGAUGAAUGUGACACAGGAGGAGAUGAGGGGACACUGAUGACUGUGACACACGGGCAGUGGAUGACGGGAGUUGUAGUUCUCCCUGCCCCCGCCCCCUCCUCUCCCCCGCUCAGGGGACUUCAGCUCCCAGUGAUGCUUUGCGGCUGAGGUGGGACCCUGUGCGGCCGGUGCGGGUCUGCUGUGCGCUCCGGGGCGGUGUGCGGGGUGCGCGGCCUCCAUGUCCCCUCUCUCCUCCUACUUCCUGUCCGCCCUGGUUGUGCUGUGUCCUCCCCGCUCCCCGGCAGUCACAUCCCCGGAGCCCAGACAAAAGGACGGACACCCGGAUCUCUUCUCCCCCCGGAGCCGGGGCAGCAUGUCUGAGCGAGGUCCAUGAUGUCUCACUGCUUGGUGAGGGGCUGCAGGAACGCUUCUGGGAGGACGGACAUCUCAGUCUCCUUCCACCCUUUCCCAGCAAAGCGAGAGACAGCGGAGAGAUGGGCGAGUCUGUGCGGGGUCUCCAGCCAGGAGUGUUCUCAACUCUUGACGGAUCUGGACCAUGGUGAUGUCGAGAGAUACCAACUAUGUUCCCUGCACUUUGAGCAAGAAGCUUUUGAAAUAAAACCAGACGACAAAACCUGCAGCAAGAAACUGAAGCAAGGAGUGGAGCCAACGCUGUUACUGAGCCCAAGACAGACCGCCCAGAGCAGCGCUCAGGUUGACUCUUCGUUGCCCGCCGCACGCAGCCCACACGGACAGGCUCCGCCUUCAGCGCCUUCCUCUUGCACAUGUGCCCAGACCUCUAGGGCUGCACAGGGUCCAGACGGUGAAAAAGCGUCCAACAUCCGAUUGUCGGAGUCCAGACCCCAGGUGUCACAUUGCACCACAGGAGCCACGGUUGUCAGCUCCCAGCCCGGUGUCAGUCAGAUUGUUCUAAACUUUCGGGAGGAAGGAAAGAGUCUUACGCUGGAUAAUGUGUCCACGGAGAGCGCCCCCCAGUGUCAGGGAGGAUGCCACUGCCUGCAGAGAGUGGUCAAGCAGGUUGUUGUCAUCUUCUUGGAUCACCCUCGCGAAUCGGCCACCACAACGUCAUCUGUGGCGUCUCCCCCCACAGUGAGUUCUAGCACCCAGACUGAGGCGAGAGAUGGAAAGUCCGAGACCAAUGCCCAGGUGAACUCAGAGGUCCCUGUCCACCAUCCGUCACAUCAGGAGGUCGUCCACACGAGCACACAGACCAGUACAUGUACGGAGGUCAGCGGACCACAGCAAAACUGCGAGGUACAAGAGGAGAGAUCCCCCAAGACCAGCGAGGUCAGCAGCAGUCCUGGCGAGAAGAUCUGUUCAUCCACAGCUUUAUCAGCGUCCGUAUUAAGUAAACCAGACCAACGGUCCCAGAAUGACGAGGCCAGGAGGGAGGCUGACCUUCAUUGUCUGCCCCUUGCCGCUGACAAACUCCCAGAAGCCCCCAAAAGCUUGGAUAUGGAACCAGAACAUAGAUGUGGGGCGCCCACCUCCAUUGAGGACACACGGGAUCAGCAGCUUGCCCAUGACCAAACACCAAGAAAUGUUAGGAAAUGUGAACCUGAAAACCCUUCACAGCCUCCUGUGUGUCCUCAGAACCAGCAGAACGCCGGACACUUCUGCUUGGAUCCAUCUAUAAAUCAGUAUGUCGGAGAUCUGCUGGAGCAGUAUAAUGUGCCGCCUCCUUCAUGUAUCCCAGCUCCUGUGUUUUCCUCCCGGUGUAUCUCAGCUCAGCGCCGGGUCAAGCAGAUUGUACUCAAUUUUGUGGAGCAGGAGAGUGCGCCUGUGAGUAAGGAAGCCCCUGCUCAGAGCACUUCAAGUAAUUUACCAUCUCCUGUCGUCACAUCUCUGCAGCACCGGGAAACACAGACCUGUGAUGACCUCCCGCAGCAGACAUCACAGACAGCUAACAAAAACCCCCAGGGCCUGCAGAGUACUGCUGUAAGACCCCCGAAGAGCCACAGCUGCCCGCCUGUGCUGAACAUCCGUACAUUGCGUCAGGAAGAAGAGAGAAGCCCGGACCAUCCUCUGCCUCAGGACACCAGCCUUGUUGAUAAGGUGACAUUUGAAGACGUCGCUGUGUAUUUCUCUAAGGAGGAAUGGGAAUUGCUUGGGGACGACGAGAAGGGUCUCUACAGGGAGGUCAUGGCUGACAAUUACCAGUCUCUGAGCUCUCUGGGGCUCCUGCAGGAGAAGCCGGACCUGGUGAUACGGAUUGAGGAGGAGGAGGAUAAUCUCUGGGUUGAUCAAGGAUCCACAAGGAGGAGCCAUCACCAGGAGGAGGACCGGUGGUGCCUAGACCGGGAUAUGGAUGGAGUCCGCCUGUCGGCUGAGGAAAGCGAUACUUCACCCUGCACUGGGCGAGAGUCUGCUGAGAGUAGUAGUCACCUGGGUGCCUUGAUGCGACUAGUGAACGAGAUCCCAGGAUUCCUUUUGGGCAGCUCAGUGACAGAUGGAAGCUCUCCCGCCCGCAGCGUAGAGGAUCAUGGGAACGGCAGGCAGAUCCUGGAAGUCAAAAUAGAGGAACCUUCACCGGCCAGUUCUCCGGCUUCUGCCUGUGUUCCUGUGAGUGAGACCAUGGAAAUUGCCACCUGUCCGAGGGUGCACAGGAGUACGGAGCAGAACAACAGCAAAAUCGUGACCAAAGCAGAAAAAACAGAGGUCGCUGUGAGUCCGCCAUCCAGAUACAGCACGCCUCUCAGUCAUUCGCCUGCAUCAUCCUUUUGUAUCAAGAGUGACCCGGGCACUGGCACUGACAGGCUGCAGAUAAAACAAGAAGAGUUUCCCGCUGCCUGCAGUCCUGCUCAACAGAGAGACGUCCCUCUUGUAAAACCCAACAUUUCCCAUCUUCCAAAAAUCCCGCUCUAUAGCCCAGAAACCUGGGACCAUCUGAUUCCUGACCGUGCCAGGAGACCCAGCUCUGGAGGUGGGACUUCCUUGAGCUGCUCAACAGCCGCCUCACCCCGAAACCCGAGUGUCUCCCCAGCGUCUCCCCAUCAAAGAACAAAAAGCACUGGUCUGGGGGAACUGAAAAUAAAAAUUAAACAAGAGGAUUCUGGGAGUGAUAGAGACUUGUCGGAUUCCCCUGGUUAUGGGAGGAAAGUUUACCAGACGCCGCCAUCCUCUUCCACAGUCCUGCAGGCAGAGAGGGAGCACUGGAGGCUGGCGGCUUCUCCCCUGAGAUCCCCUGCAGAUGCACCCCUGGGAAGCUCCCCCUUACACAGACUAGUGAACUGCCUGAGGGAGAUUACCACCAGCCGCCCACGUCCGUUCAGCGGCACAUUGUCCACCACCAGAUGGGUCACGGAUAUGAGCAGAGUCUGUGCAGAUGCCUCCAGCAGAGCGAGCGGUUCCUCUACGAUCGCAGCACCUCAGCCUAAUCCGUUCACUGCAGCCGUCACCAAUGGAGCGGCCCAGCUACGGGGGGUAGAGCCGAAGACCUCAGACACGAGGGCGAGCAGAGAGAAUGCUCCAGUGUCACCCAUGGGCCACGUUCGGCUGUCUGCCCUGGGGAAGUGUCUGGAAAAGAUCCAGUCCCGCGGUGUGACCCACAGCAGUGAGGAGCCCCGGAGGGCAGAACUGGGGGUGAAGAGAACCCACUCUGAAGAUCUGUCCUGUCGGACUGGUGUAUUCAGUGGUGCAAAGAGGUCCGCCCUGGAAGUGUCCUCCCGUGUAGUCAGCAGCUGUUCUCCCGGCCACCGUGACUUGUGGAGACCCCCCGAGGAGCUGCCCAGGGCCCCCAGUGAGGAUCAGCCUAUUGGGAGCUCCCAUCUGCUGAGCGUCAUGAACUGCGUGAGGAGGAUCCCCGGCUGCCGCCCCAUUUCUUCCAUACAUGUUCCACCAGACUUGGGCCGCCCCUGCACACAAGGAGUCACUACUGAAGUGAAAGACGUAAAAGUGAAACAGGAAAAAGAUGAAAACCCUCGCGUGGAGCCGUCCAGACAGUGGACAGCACCGCCGCAGAGUCCUGAUGUCCCAAAACAAUCAGGACCCGUGGCCACUAACGUCCACCUGACUGGGCUGAUGAGACUCAUGGAGGAAAUCCCAUGCGUGGAGUCGAGUAACCCGUCCCGGGCCAUGUAUAGUAUCGCCGUCGGACAUUCCAUGGCCCGGAGAAUGGACCGAUCGAAUUAUCUCUCCUCCUGUAACGAAGAUUCCGGUUUCCAGGCGGAGCUGAACGACAGCACCAUUGCAUCGGGGGACUCUGUGUACAGCGAUGACACGAGCUGGUCCUCGGAGAACGUGGACCCUUCAUACUCUGCCAUCGGUGGGCUGCAGAGGGUGGUGAGCGAGUUUGCUGAACUAGGAUCAGUCAGUCCCCUCGUCGCAGUAGCUGCCCCCCCCGUCACCGGCGUCCAGGACGGGGCUGGACUGAAGAAACCCAAAGAGGCUUUGACAGCUUCCGCCUCCCGACUCCAUGAGAGUGUCAGGCGAUCGCCCCGGGAGGCUGCUGGGGUCGCAGCCAGCGCCUGCUCUGCUGAGAAUGGAGAAGCGGCAAUAGCUGCUAUUCGUGGCCUGCAGAAGGUGGUCCAUGGCUUUGUAGAGCAAGAGUGCGUGAGUCCUAUAACAGCUGUCAGGAACAGCACCCCCAACAACGGCCAGAGGGACCUACCUGGGAGGAAAACCUGCCAGGAGGACGAAGCUGUGUCACCCCAUAUUCUGGGCUCCCCUCCGGCGUCGGUCACCAGUCACUUCCUGUGUGACACUGGAAAAUGGCUGUCUGAACGGGACUCCUCAUACUCGGCUCUCAGUGGUCUCCAGAGAGUGGUGAACGGCUUCUCGGAGAUGAGCUGCGUCAGCCCGUUCUCUGCAGUCAGUACCCCGGUCAGCGAGGGCGUCCCAGAGGUGUCCAUCCAGCGGAGGAGCGACGCUCAGGCACAGGAUGUCGUGUCCUCUACCCUCAGCGGACAGAGGAACGUGAUUGAUGGGGUCCCUGAUGCCGGCUGUCUGAGCCCCAUGACGGUAGCCAGCAAUGUGUCCAGCGAGAGUGAUGCAGGACUGACGAUGAAGAGCCGACGUGAGCGCAGCGAUGAGGGCGAGACCUCACAAAAAUGCUCGACUGAAAGGCAGAGAACGGCCGCCAUCGCUGUACCCAGCCGUAAUGACUCUCGCAGCUCGUCCAGCAGCCAUUGCAUCGACCUGACACAAGAAGAGGAACCCGUGUGCAGCAAAAACAGAAGUGCGGCCCUGGAGAAGGAGAGAAGGCAGAAAAUCCGGGAAGGUCCCUCUCUUGGCCGACCCACAGAAUUGCCCAGUACCCGGUCCGUACAUCCAGUGGGUUACAGACCCCGACUUCCAGGCAGCAGUCGGAUUCCCAGUAACCAGCUGAUUGAUCUGACUGAAGAGGAGGAAACGCCUACCAAACCCAAAGCAGAAAUGGCCCGGAAGCCAAGUCAUACUGGUGUUGCUCUGAAUCCGCCUCUUGCUGAAAAUCACAGAUGGUCCAUUAACUCGCCGAAGAAUCCAAGUGGCAAGCUGGACAAACCGCUCGACCCGGGGGCAUCGAGCAGCAGCAGAGCGGGUAGUGAUGUCAGAGCUGUUCCUGCCGUCAAUGAACAUAUUAGCGGUCUGGAGAAGCUUCUUAAGGGAGUCCCAACGUUUACCCCAGCGCCCAGGGGCAGCGGGCAGGCCUGGAGCGGGAGCUGGUGGUUUAAGAGUACAUCGUCUCACGAAACUUGAAGCCGCCUCCGUCAUGACGAUGAGCAGAAGUGACGGCAGCGGGAGAGAAGUGUCUUUGCAGCAGUUUUUAAUUGGGGCUGACUUUGCUCGGCGGCCAAAGGGAAACCGGCAAAAACUGUGAAUCUGAGAAGGUUUUACAAAUACAUGCAAUAACAGAAUUGUGGAGAUUGCGGAGGGGCCACAGGGGCGGCCGGACCCCAGCUGCUGCACAUCUGGAGAUGGGAGUGGCCGGCACAAGUCUCCAGUAAGCCAGGGGGCGCUCUCCGCACGAGGAAUCCUACAUUGGACUGGUGAGAUGUUCCAGUACAGCAGCAAAUGGUUCCUGUGGAUCUGGCUUGAGGUGGUGCAGCCUCCGGUGUAGCAGAUUGGGACAGAUGGUGUCCUGGGCCCAGUAAGUACUGAAGGCAGGUACAGCAGCAGCCGCUCUACAGCCUCCGCAGCUUCCAUGUGUGGUGAAGGACGGUGCAGUAUCGGGGGCUUGGAUACGUCUCUAUUUCCUCCACAUUCAAUCAUCUCUGGAUGAGCCGUGCGGUGACCACACCACUCCUGCAGAGGGCGCUCCUGUGUAGGGGGCAAGCAGACUGGACUGUAGCGCGUUCGUGACCAUGGCUGGAUAUAUUGUGCGCCCCCUGUAUUUAUAGUGUCCAUGUUGUAUAGUGUGUGUGUAUAAAUAUAUAUAUAUAUGUUGGCGUGACAAUCUGCAGCAUAUUCCCCACCUCCCCCGCGAGGACACAGGGUCUAACCUGAAUACGUACGGCUCUAGUUCCUGUUUUAUACAUUUAUUUUAUUUUUUAGGUUUUAUUUUUUAUGUCGCCUCUAAGUUUUCUUGAAAAUCUUCAAAAGCACCAAACCAAGAUGAGGAUGGUGAGGGUGAUUGUUCUUCUCACCCCCCACACAUUGCUAACAGGGUUAUUCUAGAAAGUGCAAUCAGGCUGCAAAUUGUAAAUCGGAAAUAAACACGUUCUACCUCAGAGAUGCUGCUACC
Bufo gargarizans (Asiatic toad) is the source of this 6696-nucleotide messenger RNA. RefSeq lists its product as uncharacterized. The record is from RefSeq and is a predicted model, not a curated record. Bases 405 to 5711 code for a protein of 1768 amino acids. The transcript has 41 exons. Gene Ontology annotation, biological process: regulation of DNA-templated transcription. NCBI's taxonomy places the organism in Eukaryota, Metazoa, Chordata, Amphibia, Anura, Bufonidae.